Messenger RNA from Drosophila miranda, 1421 nucleotides. It is a transcript of the gene Prosbeta5R2, whose product is annotated as proteasome subunit beta type-5. The transcript is spliced from 2 exons. Gene Ontology annotation, cellular component: proteasome core complex. Bases 70 to 882 code for a protein of 270 amino acids. Lineage: Eukaryota; Metazoa; Arthropoda; Insecta; Diptera; Drosophilidae. Gene Ontology annotation, molecular function: threonine-type endopeptidase activity. The record is from RefSeq and is a predicted model, not a curated record.
CACAUUGUUUCACAUAAAAAAUACACACCCAUAAAAUCCGAGAAUAUAUAUUUUUUGCACGGUCGAGAAAUGUCAUUGGAGGAGCUAUGCGGCCUCAAAGCCUUUCUGAAAACUACAAACUGUUCAAAUUCCAUGUGGCAGAUAAGCGAGCAUGACUUCCAAGAGAUCACCAGCAACUUCAACAACCCGUACCGACUGAUGGCUCCAGUCCCUGGCACACCAGACUUGACGAAUGCAAGUUUGAAGAUUGAUCACGGAACCACCGCCCUGGGGUUUGUGUACCAGGGCGGGAUUGUCCUCUGCGCGGACUCGCGGUCAUCGAGUGGCAUAAACGUGUCCACCCAGACAAUGGACAAGAUCGUGCCGGUCAGCAGUCAGCUUGUGGGGACUCUGGCUGGCGGGUCGGCCGACUGCACGUACUGGUAUCGGGUCCUGGCCCGCGAGAGCCGCCUGCAUGAGCUGCGCUACAAGAGGCCAAUGUCCGUUGACGCUGCCGCCAAGAUGAUCUGCCACGUGUCCGAGAUGCACCGCGGAACGGGCCUGAACAUGGGCCUGCUGCUGGCUGGCUAUUCUCCGAAGGGUCCGUCCCUGGUCUACGUGGACUCCGACGGGGUGAACAUCAGUGGGAAGAGAUUUUCCGUGGGCAGCGGAGCGAGCAACGCACUGGGCAUCCUCGACCCGAUGUACCGCUUCGACCUAACUGACGAGGAGGCCUUCGAUCUGGCCCUCCAGUCGCUCUGCCAGGCAACCCUCUGUGACGCCACCACGGGGGGAAUGGUGGUGCUGUACCACGUCGGGCAUGCGGCCCAUAGGAUUGUCCGCAAAGUGGACUGCAUGGAGCUACACAAAAAGUACAGCCUGGAUGCUCGGAAUUUCAGUUGAUUUUAGCUUCGUUUGUUUGUUUAAAACGCAAAAAUGUGUUUCUAAUUGCCUUUGGUUCCAUUUGCUCCCAAUUUGCACUCAAUUUUAGCAGACUCUUCAAAGUUAUACUUCCGUGAACAUUGGGAGGCCCAUGGCAAAUGGCUUUUUCCCCAAAUUCGAGACGCUAAUCAUUUUGCGCCAAAUUAACUGCUCCAGGGGAAUGCAGAGAUUUUUUCUAAGACACUUUCAGGGAAAAGCCCUUUUUUGGACACGGGCAGAACAAUUAAGUUAGCAUUCAAGGCGAAUAAGGGACAGGGUCUGGCCUGGAGUGAAUCUUUCUUUGCAUAAAUCAAUGGCAACAACAUUAUUUGAGGAUGGUGGAGGACACGGACACAGACACGGACACGAUGCUCGGAGCACGGGCACGGGCCACGACGGAAGCAAGGCAAAAAGGUCAAAUACUUACAUUUUUCUCGUUCUGUGUGCUUUGAGUCGGAGCCCCAGCAAUAAUAAACAAGAAAGUGUGAAAUAAAGCCAAAUGGACAUAAAAAUUUGUAUGU